Argiope bruennichi is the source of this 1079-nucleotide messenger RNA. RefSeq names its product ribonuclease H2 subunit B-like. Lineage: Eukaryota; Metazoa; Arthropoda; Arachnida; Araneae; Araneidae. Gene Ontology annotation, biological process: ribonucleotide metabolic process; RNA catabolic process. The transcript has 11 exons. Gene Ontology annotation, cellular component: nucleoplasm; ribonuclease H2 complex. The record is from RefSeq and is a predicted model, not a curated record. Bases 173 to 1021 code for a protein of 282 amino acids.
AUUUUAGUGAAGAAGAAAAAGAAAAUUUUUUAAUGUCAUUUUAAAUCUCUUACUCGUUAAUGCAAUUCAUGAUAUAACUGUGCAUCUCUGCAUACUUUUGUCUUAUGAACAAAAUUUUGUUGCUGUUACGGAAUUAAAAAAUUUACUGCUAUGAAUUAAAGGAAAACUAGGGAUGGCAGAUAAUGUGGCACAUAGGGUGUUUCUGGUUCCUGAAAAUGAGAUAGAAGGAAAGUUUUCUGUCAUUCGAUUAAAGCAUCCUAAGUCUGGGACUCCAGUUUUAUGUGCUUUAGAUUCUUCAAAUAAAUUAUAUGAAAUUGUUCACUUUAUGGAUGAAUUUUCAUCGUGGUUUGCUGGAAAUACAGUAAUUCAAGAUGGACGCCUUUUUAUUUUGACUGUUGUGGAUCCAUUAUUUUUUAUUCUGUCUUAUGUAAAUCAAGAUGGUAAAUUUUGUCCUUUGGAAGAUCUUCUUAUAGAUGCAGAUUUCCCAGAUAUGCAUUUUUUAUCAAAAUGCUGUAGUUCAGAGGAACUUUUAAAUAUAUUUGAUUCCAAAGAAGCUGCAGGAUAUAGAGUUUUAUGCUACAAUAACAUAAAAACGUUACAUUGGUUGCAGAAAAAAGUGGAAUAUUUAUCUUCUUCCUUAAAACAAAAACAGAUAAGCAUAAAUGAUGGUUCUAAAGCAGCUUGUUUACAAACAAAUGAUGACAAAGAGAACCCUGAAAUUCUACAAAGCUAUGCAUACCAUUUAAUAUCGGAUUACUUAUCAGAAGAACUUUCCAAAGAAUUAUUAAAAUCCUUAGGAUUACAAAUAAAGGAAGAUAAACCAAAAUCAGAAAAUGAUGCUCAAGGAGCCUCAAAAAAACAGAAUACAUGCACAUCCCCAACUGAUGAUUACAGCAAGAAGUAUUCCAUGAGUUCAGCACAAGAAAAACAGAAAACUAAGAUGUCUGCAGCUCAGAAACAGCUGAUGAAAGUAGACAAAAAAGGAAUGAAAACAAUUUCAUCAUUCUUUCAGAAAAAGUAGAUGUCAUCUUUAUGUAGAUAAUAAAAGUUAAUGUAUCAUGUAUAAUGGUUUAAAUUAU